GAACCAGAUCCAGCUUAGUAGAGGGUUACAUUGGGAUUGCGAGGAAGGAAAGGGGGCGUGGCCGCGCAUGCGUAGAACCAGAUCCAGCACGAAGGGAAAUGCUUAGCAGAGGGUUACAAUGAGCGUGAGAGGAAUGAAAAGGGGCGUGGCUACGCAUGCGCAGAACCAGAUUUGCAGGGAAAGGCGAUACUUAGAGGUGUGUUGUAAAUCUUUCCGCCAAUCAGCGUCAGAGGAAGGAACAAGGGGCGUGGCCGCGCCUGCGCAGAACAGACGGAGGCCGGAAGAGGCGGGGCUGCGCCUGCGCAGAAGGGAGGGAGCGUGCUCCGCGUGUCUGAGGGAAAUUUUUUCCGGUGCCUGCCGGUGAAGGAAGUGCCUUCAUGUCGUGGCUCUUCGGCCUGAACCGCGGAGGGGGAGGCGGCGGAGGCGGCGACGCUUCUUCUUCCCCGGGCCUCCCUCCGCUGCCUCCUCCGCCUUCGGGAUCCUCCUCCGGGGAAGGCGCCGGGGAGGCGGGCCGGCCCAAGGACAAAUGGAGCAACUUCGACCCCACCGGCCUGGAGCGCGCCGCCAAGGCCGCCAGGGAGCUCGACGCCUCGCGACAUGCCAAAGAGGCCCUCAACAUGGCACAGUUGCAGGAACAGACCCUCCAGCUAGAGCAGCAGACCAAACUCAAGGAGUAUGAGGCUGCCAUAGAGCAACUGAAAAACGAGCAGGUCCGGAUACAAGCGGAAGAGAGAAGGAAAACGCUGAGUGAAGAGACAAGGCAACAGCAAGCAAGGGCACAAUAUCAAGACAAGUUGGCCAGGCAGCGGUAUGAGGACCAGCUAAGGCAGCAGCAACUCCUUAAUGAAGAGAAUUUGAGAAAGCAAGAGGAAUCUGUUCAGAAGCAGGAGGCCAUGAGGAGAGCUACGGUGGAGCGGGAGAUGGAGCUCCGGCAUAAGAACGAGAUGCUGCGGAUCGAGGCCGAAGCCCGCGCACGAGCCAAGGCCGAGCGGGAGAACGCAGACCUCAUCCGGGAACAGAUUCGGUUGAAGGCAGCCGAGCACCGCCAGACUGUGCUGGAUUCCCUCAAGACGGCCGGGACGCUGUUUGGCGAGGGAUUCCGUGCCUUUGUCACAGACUGGGACAAAGUGACUGCCACGGUGGCCGGGCUGACCCUCCUGGCUGUGGGCAUUUACAGUGCCAAGAAUGCCACCGCCGUGGCCGGCCGGUACGUGGAGGCCCGGCUGGGCAAGCCUUCUUUAGUGCGGGAGACCUCCCGCAUCACUCUGCUGGAAGCUCUCAAGCACCCCAUUAAGAUUGGCAAGCGGCUCGCCAGCAAGGCCCAGGAUGCCCUCGAAGGCGUUGUUCUCAGCCCAAAGCUGGAGGAGCGCGUGAGGGACAUUGCUAUUGCGACCCGGAACACGCGGAACAACAGAAGCCUCUACCGGAACAUCCUCAUGUACGGCCCCCCGGGCACAGGGAAGACCCUCUUUGCCAAGAAACUAGCCACACAUUCCGGCAUGGAUUACGCCAUCAUGACGGGCGGUGACGUGGCCCCAAUGGGGCGGGAAGGGGUCACUGCCAUGCAUAAGGUCUUCGACUGGGCAAACACCAGCAGGAGAGGUCUGUUGUUGUUUGUGGACGAAGCAGAUGCGUUCCUGCGUAAGCGGUCAACGGAAAAGAUCAGCGAAGACUUGCGGGCCACCCUCAAUGCUUUCUUGCACCGAACAGGGCAGCACAGCAACAAGUUCAUGCUGGUCUUAGCCAGCAACCAACCCGAGCAGUUCGACUGGGCCAUCAACGACCGGAUCGACGAAAUGGUCCACUUUGCGUUGCCGGGCUUAGAAGAGCGAGAGCGGCUGGUCCGGAUGUAUUUCGACAAGCACGUCCUGAAGCCGGCCACCGAGGGCAAGCAGCGCCUGAAGCUGGGCCAGUUUGACUAUGGGAAAAAGUGCUCCGAGAUUGCCAAGCUGACCGACGGCAUGUCAGGUCGGGAGAUCUCGCAACUCGCUGUCGCCUGGCAGGCGGCUGCCUACGCAUCCGAGGACGGCGUGCUCACGGAGGCGAUGAUCGACGCUCGCGUGGCCGACGCGGUCCAGCAGCACAAGCAGAAAAUGGAGUGGCUGAAAGCCGAGGGCAUGGGGCCGGGAAAGAGCCAGCCGUUGCCUCUCCCGCUGGGGAAGUCCGUGUGAGGAGGCCCCUUUGGAUGCGCAGAAAGAGGAAAGGAGAGACGGAGAAAGCACGCCAGGCCGAGGGAUGACGGGCAAGCGGCCUUUCGCCUUGGACGGAAGCAAAUCAUGUCGAGGAGAACACAAACGUUGUGCCAAUGAAGAAGGAUCAAGGGGUCACGUUCCGAAAUCCGCUGUCUCUGGAUUAUUAUGAUUAUUUUAACAGCUGGAAUAAAUGGUAUACAUGUGGGACUGUAUCCCAGGAGAGGAUACCAACACAUUAAAACAAUGCCACUGCUAAACAA
Molecule: messenger RNA, 2452 nt
Organism: Anolis sagrei ordinatus
Lineage: Eukaryota; Metazoa; Chordata; Lepidosauria; Squamata; Anolidae
Source: RefSeq, a predicted model, not a curated record